Messenger RNA from Choloepus didactylus (southern two-toed sloth), 10162 nucleotides. RefSeq names its product proline rich coiled-coil 2B (gene PRRC2B). The coding region runs from base 819 to 7535 and encodes 2238 amino acids. The transcript has 32 exons. Gene Ontology annotation, biological process: cell differentiation. NCBI's taxonomy places the organism in Eukaryota, Metazoa, Chordata, Mammalia, Pilosa, Megalonychidae. The record is from RefSeq and is a predicted model, not a curated record.
AAUCAACACUGAUACGUCUGCCCACACAAGAUUACAUCAAAGAAUAUGGCCUUUUCUGGGGGACAUAAUACAUUCAGUCCAGCACAACCCCCAAAGUUUACUAUCUGGCCUUUACAGAAAAAGCUUGCAGAGCCCUGCUCCUGGAGGGCAGGGAUGGAGUCUCCUUUGUCUUCAUAUCCCCAGUACCUAGCAGCACAAUGUCAGGCACACAUAAUGAUCAGUAAACAUUUGAGGAUUGAAGUAGGUGAUAUGAAGCCUUCCCUAUGUUAAAACUGUUUUGCCAGGUUUAUCCCAGACAUUGGCAUAUUGGAGAAGGAUAGUUUUAUUCAUUAAUCUUGUACCCAGAUUUCAUGGUGAUAGUUCUUUACUUUUUGAUUGCGACUUAGCAAAGUAUGGGAUGACAUACACUGCAAGUAAACUGUUUAAUGACCAAGCCCCUUCCUGACCUGUGCAGUUGCUUUCUGAAGUGUUUAUCCCGCCUGUUACCGGUUUCCGUUCUUGUUGGAUCAUGAUUUUUGGUGUUUUGUCCAGCUGUGGGAUCUUUCCAUUCUGUCCAUAGACAGUUCAUCUUCCUUUUUCCACCUCCCCAUCCUCCUUGGUUGGGGACUUUGGCUUGUGCCUCACAACUGUGGCGCUUAUCAUGCUGUACUUUUAUUUUUUUGUUUUUGUCUGGCAGAUAUCUUCCCCAAGCAUCUGUCUGGGUUCUGGAGCACAGAGUACUGAUGACUGAAGGAGAGUUGUGUCCCCUGGUGAAUGUCUCCAGGCAGAUUGGGAGCGGUGCCGAGAAAAAUUUCCUUACUAGAUGACAUUUCAUCGCAAUGUCCGAUCGUUUGGGGCAAAUAACCAAGGGCAAGGAUGGGAAAAGCAAGUAUUCGACUCUCAGCCUGUUUGAUAAGUAUAAAGGAAAAUCAGUAGACGCAGUCAGAUCCUCAGUCAUUCCUCGACAUGGCUUACAGAGUCUUGGGAAAGUUGCCACAGCCCGGCGUAUGCCACCACCUGCAAACCUGCCAAGCUUGAAGUCUGAAAACAAAGGAAACGACCCCAACAUCGUUAUAGUACCCAAAGACGGAACAGGAUGGGCAAACAAGCAGGAUCCGCAAGACCCAAAGAGUUCCAGUGCAACGGCCUCUCAGCCGCCGGAGUCGCUGCCGCAGCCGGGUUUGCAGAAAUCUGUCUCCAAUUUACAGAAACCGACACAGUCGAUCAGUCAGGAGAAUACAAAUUCAGUGCCAGGUGGACCAAAGUCAUGGGCACAGCUGAAUGGAAAGCCAGUAGGACCCGAAGGUGGUUUAAGGGGCUCAAGCCGACUAUUAUCCUUCUCUCCCGAGGAAUUUCCGAUGCUGAAAGCAGCUGGAGGGCAGGACAAGGCUGGCAAAGAAAAGGGCGUCUUAGAUCUGUCGUAUGGGCCAGGACCAAGCCUCCGCCCUCAGAAUGUGACAAGCUGGAGGGAGGGCGGUGGGCGAAACAUAAUUUCUGCCACGUCUCUGAGCGCCUCCCCAACUGAGCUGGGCAGCAGGAACUCGAGUACGGGAGACGGAGCCCCCUCCUCGGCAUGUACCAGCGAUUCUAAGGACCCCUCUCUCCGCCCGGCUCAGCCUGUCCGAAAAGGGGCUUCACAGUUCAUGGGAAAUGUAUACCACCCACCUACAUACCAUGACAUGCUUCCUGCUUUUAUGUGUUCGCCACAGUCAUCAGAGAACCAGGGUACAGUGGAACGAGGAUCUUAUCCCCUUCCUCAGCUCCGCCUUGAACCCCGUGUUCCUUUUAGACAGUUCCAGAUGAAUGACCAAGAUGGAAAAGAAAGACUGGGAAUGACUCGCCCCAUCCGUCCACUAAGGCAGCUGGUGGAACGGGCACCACGUCCUACCAUCAUCAAUGCAGAAAAUCUGAAAGGCCUCGAUGAUUUGGACACCGAUGCUGAUGAUGGCUGGGCAGGCCUUCAUGAAGAAGUUGACUAUUCUGAGAAAUUGAAGUUCAGUGAUGAUGAAGAGGAGGAUGAAGUUGUGAAGGAUGGCAGACCAAAAUGGAACAGUUGGGACCCUAGAAGGCAGCGGCAGUUGUCAUUGAGCUCUGCCGACAGUACUGAUGCCAAGCGUACCCAGGAGGAAGGAAAGGACUGGGGCGAAACAGUGGGUAUGCCCCGUGUUGUCCGAAAGGUGCCAGAAUCUCAGCCACCUUCCAGGAAACUUCACGGCUGGACAUCAGGCCCUGACUAUCAGAAGUCCUCAAUGGGCAGCAUGUUCCGGCAACAGUCGAUAGAAGACAAAGAGGACAAGCCACCUCCGCGGCAGAAAUUCAUACAGUCUGAGAUGUCUGAGGCUGUGGAACGAGCCCGAAAGCGCCGAGAGGAAGAGGAGCGCCGAGCCCGGGAAGAGAGGUUGGCUGCCUGUGCUGCCAAACUCAAACAGCUGGAUCAAAAGUGUAAGCAGGCCCAGAAGGCAAGCGAGGCCCAUAAACAGGUGGAAAAGGAAGCUCCCUGCUCUCCAGGCACUGAGAAGGCUCCCCUGCAGGAGAACGGCCCUGCUGUCUGCAAAGGCUCCCCAGAGUUCCCUGCCCAGGAAGCCCCCACUACAUUUUCAGAAGAAGGACCAGUAGCUCCUCCAGCUGUGGCUCAGAGCAGCAGCAGUGAGGAAGAAGCCAGGGAAGCUGGGUCUCCUGCACAGGAGUUCAGCAAGUAUCAGAAAUCACUUCCUCCCAGAUUUCAGCGUCAGCAGCAGCAGCAGCAACAACAACAACAACAGGAGCAGCUGUAUAAGAUGCAGCACUGGCAGCCAGUGUACCCUCCGCCUUCCCAUCCACAGCGCACCUUUUACCCGCACCAUCCCCACAUGCUGGGCUUUGAUCCCAGAUGGAUGAUGAUGCCUUCCUAUAUGGACCCACGAAUCACACCAACUCGAACUCCAGUUGAUUUCUACCCCUCAGCUCUACAUCCUUCAGGAUUGAUGAAACCCAUGAUGCCCCAGGAUUCCCUCAAUGGGACUGGCUGUCGCUCUGAGGAUCAGAGCUGUGUGCCCCCACUCCAAGAAAGAAAAGUGACCACCAUUGAUCCAGCCCCUGUGUGGAGUCCAGAGGGCUACAUGGCAUUACAGAGCAAGGGGUACUCUCUCUCCCACCCAAAAUCGAGUGAUACUUUGGCUAUGGACAUGCAUAUCAGGAAUGAAAGCUCUUACUCUGCCUCACCUGGAAGGUCAGGGGGUGUAAGUGCCCAGCGCAAUCUCUUUGAGGAGAGAGGGGAGGAAUACUUGAGUGCUUUUGACAAGAAGGCCCAAACAGACUUUGACAGCUGUAUCUCUUCUCAAAGAAUAGGCCAGGAGCUUUUGUUUCCACCCCAAGGAAAUGUUCAGGAAGCAGGUGCUCCUGGAGGUCACUCCCCAAACCUCAGAUGUUCCCCAUUGGAGCCCGACUUUGUCACAGCUGAGAAAAAGCCAGAGUAUAGCAAUUGGGACAUUAGCCACCAGCCAAAGGACACUGACACAACCAAUGGUGUGGAAAAGGAGACAUCCCAAGAGGGGCCCUCCUUUAAUGUCUCCUCUUGGGAGAAGGAAGGGAGCACCAACAAACAGCCAGCCUCAGAGCCUGAGUGGACUGCUGAAAUCCAGAGCUCUGGGAACCAGCAUCAGGAGCAGACGAGCCGGACCCGGAGGUCUGGGCCCAUCAAGAAACCCGUUCUAAAAGCCCUCAAGGUAGAAGAUAAGGAAAAAGAACUAGAGAAGAUUAAGCAGGAGCUAGGAGAGGAGAAUGCCCGUCUGGCCAAGGAGAAGGUGCCACUUGGCAAGGCAGAAAAGGAUGAGGACGAAGAGAAUGACUCUACCCUGGCCAACUCCACCCCUGUCUUGGAGAACAAGGGCUCCUCCCAUGCUAGUUUUGGCCACGAGGCCAACAAGUUUGAAGGGGAUGAGAAGCCUGACAGGACCUGGGAGCCUAGAACAUCACGAGAGUCCAGCGAUAUUCCUCCAACAAAGAGAAAUAACUGGAUUUUUAUUGAUGAGGAACAGGCCUUUGGGGGCAGAGGGCAGAACAGGAGCCGGGGACGUAGCUUCAGAGAAUUUACUUUCCGUGGUCGGCCUACUGGUGGAAAUGGAAGCAGCAUCUGUGGUGGGGAGAUCCUUGGGGCUCGGGGCAUCUAUAACAGCCAAAGAAGUAGCCGAGGCCGAGGAAUGAGAGAGUUUAAUCAGCCUGAAGAUUUCCCCAGAGCCAAACCCCGGCGAAGAAUUGCCAGCGAAACCCACAGCGAGGGCUCAGAGUAUGAAGAACUUCCCAAGCGGCGUCGGCAAAGAGGCUCCGAAAAUGGGAAUGAAGGCUCACUCCUGGAGAGAGAGGAGAGCACUUUGAAGAAAGGUGACUUUAAAGAUUCCUGGCGGUCUAACAAGAUGUAUUCUGAUGACCAUAAUGGUCUGGAUGCUAAGAAUAGAGGCCCUCGGGCCUUUGGGCGAGCCCUCCCACCCAGGCUGAGCAAUUGUGGAUAUGGGCGGAGAACCUUUGUGUCCAAAGAGUCACCGCACUGGCAGAGCAAAAGUCCUGGCAACUCCUGGCAGGAAUACGGCUCUUCAGACACAUGUGGAUCCCGGCGAUCUACAGAUAGAGACUAUAUCCCAGAUUCCUACAGACAUUCUGAUUCAUUUGGUGGCAGGGGCUUCGAGGACAGCCGCUUGGAGGACAAAAGGUCCUUCUUCCAAGACGAACAUGUGGCAGAUUCUGAAAAUGCAGAGAACCGGCCUUUCCGGAGAAGGCGCCCUCCCCGCCAAGACAAGCCCCCUCGCUUCAGACGCCUCAGGCAAGAACGUGAAUCAUUGGGCCUUUGGGGGCCUGAGGAGGAGCCCCAGCUGGUGGCAGGUCAGUGGCCAGGCAGGUCCAAACUAUGUUCUGGGGACAAGAACAAUGCUGUUGGUCACCGGUCCCCUGAGCUCUCAUACCAGAACUCCUCUGAUCAUGCCAAUGAGGAGUGGGAAACAGCCUCUGAGAGCAGUGACUUCAGUGAGAGGCGGGAGCGGCGAGAAGGCCACAUGGCUGAGCUGGACUCCCAGGUGGACAGUGGCCUAUCUGGGGCCAGUAUGGGUGAAAAGAAGGAGUUGGCCAAGAGGAGCUUCUCUAGUCAGAGACCCCUGGUUGACAGACAGAGCCGAAAGCUGGAGCCCGGAGGGUUUGGGGAGAAGUCCAUUAGGCCAGGUGGUGGUGAAACUUCUCCCCGUUAUGAGAGCCAACAGAAUGGGACGCCUUUGAAAGCCAAAAGGUCCCCAGAGGAGGCCUUGUCUGGGGGUCUUGGUGGCUGCAACAGUGGGAGUGGCCACUCGCCUUACACCCUGGAGCGAGCAGCCCAUGCCAACUCAGAUAUUCCUGAAGUCUCCAAUAAGAAGGCAGAGAAGGAGUCCAAAUUGGCUGCUCAGAGAGCAGGCGAUCAGGGAGAGACCAUGAAACAGUUUGACCUGAACUAUGGAAAUGCCAUCAUUGAAAAUUGCGGGUCCAGCCCUGGGGAGGAGAGUGAGGUGGGCUCUAUGGUGGGUGAAGGCUUCAUCGAAGUCCUGACCAAAAAGCAGCGCCGCCUACUAGAGGAAGAGAGAAGAAAGAAGGAACAAGCCGUGCAGGUGCCUGUCAAAGGUCGAGGCCUUUCCUCCCGUAUUCCUCCUCGGUUUGCUAAAAAGCAAAACAACUUGUGCCUGGAGCAAGGUGAUGUGACUGUGCCUGGCAAUAGUUUGGGCACCGAGAUCUGGGAAAGUAGCAGCCAAGCACUCCCGGUUCAGACCUCAAACAGUGACUCCUGGAGUAAAGCCGUCACUGCCUUCAGCAGCACCGAGCCUGGCUCUGCAGAACAGGGUUUUAAGAGCAGCCAGGGAGAUAGUGGCGUUGACUUGAGUGCCGAGUCUCGGGAGUCGUCCGCGACCUCCUCGCAGCGCAGCUCCCCGUAUGGUACUUUGAAACCAGAGGAGAUGAACGGGCCCGGCCUGGCGGAACCCAAGGCCGACAGUCACAAGGAGCAGGCUCAGAAGCAAUCUGAGCAAAAGGAUUCAGAACAAGGCUCAGGACAGAGCAAGGAGCACAGACCAGGACCCAUCGGCAAUGAGCGUUCUCUGAAAAACAGAAAGGGCUCGGAGGGGGCCGAGCGGCUGCAAGGGGCCGUCGUCCCGCCUGUUAACGGGGUAGAGAUUCACGUCGAUUCCGUGCUGCCUGUGCCGCCCAUUGAAUUUGGAGUAAAUCCAAAAGACUCUGAUUUCAGCUUGCCACCUGGUUCUGCUUCUGGUCCUGUAGGGAAUCCAGUUGUCAAACUUCAGGAUGCCUUGGCCAGUAAUGCAGGGUUAACACAGUCUAUUCCCAUCCUCCGGCGGGAUCAUCACAUCCAGAGGGCCAUUGGCCUCUCCCCAAUGUCCUUCCCCACUGCCGACCUCACUCUGAAGAUGGAGUCUGCACGCAAGGCUUGGGAAAACUCCCCGAGUUUGCCAGAGCAGAGCUCUCCAGGAAGCGCUGGUUCAGGCAUCCAGCCUCCGUCCUCCGUGGGAGCCUCCAGUGGGGUCAGCUACAGUGCUUUCGGUGGAGUCUCCAUGCCACCCAUGCCCGUGGCCUCUGUAGCACCCUCUGCUUCUAUUCCAGGCAGCCAUCUCCCGCCUCUGUAUCUGGAUGGCCAUGUAUUUGCAAGUCAGCCCCGGCUGGUUCCUCAAACGAUACCUCAGCAGCAGAGUUACCAACAGGCUGCUGCUGCCCAGCAGAUUCCAAUUUCCCUUCACACAUCUCUGCAGGCUCAAGCUCAGCUUGGACUGAGGGGAGGGCUUCCUGUCUCCCAGUCUCAAGAGAUCUUCAGCUCUUUACAGCCCUUCAGAUCUCAGGUGUACAUGCACCCCAGCCUGUCGCCACCCAGCACCAUGAUCCUCUCUGGAGGCACAGCCUUGAAGCCUCCAUACUCGGCGUUCCCAGGCAUGCAGCCCUUAGAGAUGGUGAAGCCCCAGUCAGGCUCACCCUACCAGCCCUUGAGCGGAAACCAAGCCCUGGUCUACGAAGGCCAGCUUGGCCAGGCUGCCGGUCUAGGCGCCUCCCAGAUGUUGGACUCCCAGCUCCCACAGCAGUUGACAAUGCCACUGCCUGGCUCCCAGCUUCCUCUGCCUCGGUAUGGGUCUGGUCAGCAGCCACUGAUUCUGCCACAGUCCAUUCAGUUGCCCCAGGGGCAGAGCCUCUCUGUUGGAGCCCCAAGAAGAAUUCUUCCACCUGGGUCCCAGCCUUCAGUCCUUAACACCAGCAGAGAGUCCUCUCAGAUGGAAAUGAAGGGCUUCCACUUUGCUGACAGCAAACAGAAUGUUCCUUCGGGAGGCUCUGUACCAUCACCACAGACCUACAGGCCUAGCUCUGCUAGCCCCAGUGGGAAGCCCUCUGGAUCAGCAGUUAACAUGGGCUCUGUGCAGGGACACUACGUUCAACAGGCCAAACGAGUGGAUGAAAAACCCAGCCUGGGAACUGUGAAACUGCAAGAGGCCCCCGCGGCUGCCUCCCAGAUGAAGCGAACCGGAGCAAUCAAGCCUCGGGCAGUGAAAGUAGAGGAGAGCAAGGCCUGAAGGUGCUCGGCCAACACCGCCACCUCGCCCCCAGAUGAGGACACUGCCGCCACUUGGCUCGACACAGCCGGAUGCUUGGGAAUCUCAUCAGAUUCACCGUCCACCUGCCUGGCCCGGACUGAGAGAUCUCCCUUCUCUUCUCCACUCCUGACAGCUCCAUUGUCCAGCCAGCUUGCACCCAUGGCUAUAUGGCAUUGACCUGCUUGCUUUAAUAUGAAACAAACAAACAAAAAGUAAACGACUCCUUCAUUCCCCUCUUUUCCUAUCCACCAUGACUGUGGAGUGACUCAAGCCUUUUGUGCAGUGCAGAUUUACACCCCCCUCCCUCAAAUCUCCUCUCCUGCCCACUUCCUUUCUCUGUCCUGCUCCUCACAGCCAGGGCACUUUCAGUGCUUCCCUUCCCUGCUUUGGCUUCCGGUCCAACCUAGCUGUACCCAGGCACAGUGGUUUGGCAGCAGGGUCAUUUUAAUUUGAGUCUUUUUGUUUUAAAAAGCAGCUGUGGUUUUUAUGAGAGGGAAAGAAAAAGAAAAAACAAAAACGCAAGCUGUGUCUAUAUAGCUGAACAUUUAUAUGUUCUUUGCCACCUCUCCCUUCCACCUCUUCUGUCUCCAGUAAUUUCCUGUCUCCAGUAAUUUCCUUAACCUCUUUAUUGUUUAAUUUGAUUAAUCACUGCAAUACCUUAAGAGAUGACUCUUAAGAGUACUCCUCCCUGCUCCCUCUUGGUUGGUUAACCUUUGAGGUUACUUGCAAAAAGAAGAGGUUAUUUAACGCACUGAUCAUGAGCAUUUUUGAUGUUCAGCUACAUGCUUUGGAAGCAGUGGUGUGAACAAAGCAUAAGGUAGAUUGACAUCUCAGUUGGGUUCCAGUCCCUGGCCUGAUGACCCCGGGGGGCUUAUGGGCAGUUCAGUGAAGCUGAUGGUGUUUUUUAGCAUAAGAAUUACACAGAAUUUCUGUCCUGGACUCUUUUAAAGCCAGUUGAUAUGCUGACUCUCCAGGCACCAGAGUUGAAUCAUGGAAAUACAGAAUUUCUGGUGUAAUCCAAAUUUUGCCUGGAUGAUGUGAGCUGACAGGACCCACAGGCCCUGACCAGCCUGCUCUCCUUCAGGGUCUUUCCACCACCCAGUCCCUCAGGAGCUGCUGUAUUUUCAUACUCACUUCUUUCCUCAAAGCCUUCCAUAAAUGUGUCAUUUUUCUUUCUUCUUCCCGAGCUUGCCUCUUUCGCCUGCGUUUCUUCCUAUCUCUCCACCUCACACAUAGCUUGUCACUAAAAAGAGAUUCACCUACAGUGUGACAAGUACGUCACACUGUGACAGGUUUUUGGUUGAGUCUGCAGCAAAGGUGUGUGGUCUGUAAGCCUGCUGGGAGUUACUCCUUUUUUCUCUUUUUCUUUGCUCCCAGCAACAGACCCAGGUUAUUGGGACAGAGGGACCUCCUGUGCUGGGCAGCUGGUGUCGUUCUCGCUGGUCUAUGCAGACAAUGGGGGCAGGGUUCCAAGGUGAAUAUGGCCUCGUCAGGCCAGCCAGGUUCCCAAGCAGCCUGGGCAGCCUCCAAAAAAGGACAGCAUCUGGUCUACAGAGUAACCUCUAGAAAAAUUGUGUGUGAGCCAUUUUGUGCUAUUGUUUUUUAAAAUAAGAAACAAGGUAAUCAUCCUAGAUUCUGUCAUUCCAAGGAAAAGAGAGGAAAUUUCAGUUCCUCAGAUGUUUUUAGAGUAACUAAUCUGCCAUUUACCUAUAGAAGGAGGGUCCAAAGAAGACUUGACUCAGAGAACGUGCAGUAGGAAGGCCGGGAUGUGCCCAGGCAGAGGCAUCCCUCCAGCAGUCAUCGGCUGCACUGGGGUCCUGGGUGGAGUCGGUGUCACCCUCGGUGUGUGACAGCCACUCUGCCUCUGGGUUCCGAGCUCCAUGUCUGUAGUGUAGCAUCCCCUGUCCUCCACUUGUCCCCACAAAGCAUGGAGAAAGAAGCUUCUGAAGAACUGUGGAAUUAACUUGUUGCUGUCUGCUGUUUUAAGGAAGUGGGGGAAUAACCUAGCAAAGGGUUCUGGUGUCUCAUCCCUGGUUUCAUCUAGGGAAGGGGCAGUUUAAUUGAGAAAUGCUUCACAGUUUAAUCUAUAAAUUUUAGCAAUUCACCUUCUUGCCCCCCACCCUCAGUGGUUGCUUUUUAUGUUUUUUUUCUUUGCUGCUUCAUCUCCUGUAUCUUAACUCUUAAGUCCUUUCUCAAAGGGCAGCCCACACUUGGAGUGACUGGCACUCGUCUAGUCUGUGUCCCUCAUCCGCUUCUUUUCUUUCCCAUGCAAGCAUCCUCAUUGCUGUGCCUGUGAUGAACCAUGCCCCAACUGCAGCUCCUCUCUGCCCCCCAUCCUGCCAUCAUUGCCACGCUGUCCCUGGAUGAGUCUGGGUCUGCUGAAGCCACACAAAUUCAUCUCUGCCUGUACAGUUUAGAAAUACAUCCACUACACCUAAUUCCGAUGUGCAUUUUCAAACGAAGAAAAAGAUUUUCUUCUCAAUUUGAAAUUCAACAGAACAGUCCUGGAUGCUGUUAAAAACAUGUACCCUUCAGGUGUACCUGCCUUCGGAAUGAUAGUACUUCCUGUUUGAGAAAAGAAAAUAAAAACAGAAAGGUCACCUGUU